Molecule: messenger RNA, 1141 nt
Organism: Vigna unguiculata (cowpea)
Lineage: Eukaryota; Viridiplantae; Streptophyta; Magnoliopsida; Fabales; Fabaceae
Product: MADS-box transcription factor 6-like
Biological process (GO): positive regulation of transcription by RNA polymerase II
Cellular component (GO): nucleus
Molecular function (GO): DNA-binding transcription factor activity; protein dimerization activity; RNA polymerase II transcription regulatory region sequence-specific DNA binding
Source: RefSeq, a predicted model, not a curated record
UUGUAAAGAUGUUGAGAUGCUAUUGAAGCAGAAUCCAACAGAUUUGUUUAGCCAAGUUAAAUUUGUUGGAACUCAGAGAAUGAAAGUUGAAGCUGCUAACCAAACACGUCCUUGCAAAUGUAAUAUUAUGGUUCUGCUUGCAUAUUAAUCCAAUAUGCAGAAUAAAGUUAUUAGAAGUGACGGUUGAAUAUAUAAGUAAAACAGAGAAAAAGAAAGUGCAAUUUAGAAGCAUAUAGUUAUCGUUUUACUGUCACUGUGUGAGAGAGAGAAAGCAUGGGAAGAGGAAGGGUUGUUCUGGAGAGAAUAGAGAACAAGAUCAACCGUCAAGUAACGUUCUCAAAACGCAGAAGUGGGUUGCUGAAGAAGGCCUUUGAACUUUCUGUGCUCUGUGAUGCAGAAGUUGCCCUUAUCAUCUUUUCUAGCCGUGGCAAGCUUUUUCAGUACAGCAGCACUGAUCUUAACAAAAUCGUUGAGAGGUAUCGCCAAUGUCGUUACAGCAAGUUACAGACCGGUGACUCGGAACUCGAAUCACAGAGUUCAUAUCAUGAAUUCUUGAAAUUAAGAGCGAAAUACGAAUCUCUUGAGCGGACACAAAGGCAUUUUCAAGGAGAAGAACUUGAGCCUCUUAGCUUUAAAGAAUUGCAGAGCCUUGAGAAACAACUAGACAUUACACUUGCAUUAACUCGACAGCAGCAAACAAAGAAACUCAUGGCACGGGCUGAUGAAUUACGCGAAAAGGUGCGCAAAUUGGAAGAUCUUAACAAACAAUUGGAAUCCAAGGAAAAAGAUGAAUUCUCAAGCCUCAUGCUUGACAAUAACAAUUUUUUUCAAUUGCAUGCUACACAAGCCGAUCAAUUUGAAUCUGGAACAACAAUAAACACAUGUAGGUUUCAACACCAAGAAGUUGGUUCAAAAGAAAGAGCAAUUGAAAUGAGGACAGAGGGUAACCAAAGCACUCACACCAAAAGCAAUGGAUGGUUGUAGUGAAUGUUAAUUUAUUUUACAUCUUCCAAAAACACUUACUUAGGCUACCCAUGCAUUGCUAUUCACACCAUAGUUUUCAUAAACUAAAUGUUAUUUCUACUUAACACUCUCUCAUUAAGAGAUUAUGCAUUCUAUAAGAGAAAAAUUGUGUAUGUCA